GCGUUCGAUUAGUUUGUUUGCUCCACGUGUUUCAUUUGAGCAAGAAUUUUUCAUCCGAAAAGAAAAAUAUUAAUUAAAUCAACAAAAACAAGGAAAACAAAACAAUGGAAUAUAUUCCGAUGAAUCAGGAAACACCAACAAAAAUACUUUGUUGUGAAUGUGGAACAUUAAUCGAUCCAAAUCCAUCGAAUACAUGUAUAUCAUGUUUACGUUCAAAAAUCGAUAUCACCGAAGGUAUACCGAAAGAAAUGAUUGUUUAUUUUUGUAAAAAAUGUGAACGUUAUCAACAAGCAAUGGGACAAUGGAUAGUUGCCGAACUGGAAUCACGUGAAUUAAUGUCAUUAUUGUUGAAAAAAUUGAAGAAUCUGAAUCGUGUACAUUUGGUGGAUGCAAAUUUUAUAUGGACUGAACCACAUUCAAAACGUUUAAAAAUCAAACUAACCGUACAGAAAGAAGUUCAAGGUGGUGCAAUUCUACAACAAAUAUUCAUUGUUGAAUAUUCAGUUCAUUCAUCAAUGUGUGAUCAAUGUCAUCGUAUUGAAGCAAAAGAUUUUUGGAAAGCAGUCGUUCAAGUACGACAAAAAGUAACACAUAAAAAAACAUUUUAUUAUCUGGAACAAUUAUUAUUGAAAUAUAAAGCACAUGACCGAUGUGUUAAUGUUAAACAAAUACAUGAAGGUAUCGAUUUUUUCUAUGAUAAACGUGAUGAUGCAAAAAAAUUGGUUGAUUUUCUUCAAUCAAUGGUCCCGUGUCGUUAUACAACAUCCAAACAAUUAAUAUCACAUGAUACACAUAAUAAUACUUAUAAUUAUAAAUAUACAUUUGCUGUUGAAAUUGUACCAAUAUGUAAAGAUGAUGUUGUUUGUUUGCCAUUAGCAACAGCAAGACAAUUGGGUAAUAUUGGCCAGAUUUGUGUUGUAUUACGUGUAACCAAUUUGAUUACUGUAAUCGAUCCAUUUACAUUGAAUGUUGCCGAAAUGAAUGCUACCACUUAUUUUCGGGCACCAUUUCGUUCAAUUUGUUAUUCAAAUAAAUUGAUUGAAUAUACCAUUAUGGAAAUGGAUAUGAUUGCAAAUGCUAAUAAUGGUGGUGGUGGUGGUGCCAACUUUCGCCAAUCACAAAAGCAUGAAUUAGCCGAUGCAUAUUUGGUAAAAUCAUCCGAAAUUGGCAGUUCAGCACAGAUACAUACACGUACACAUCUUGGUCAUCUUUUACAUCCAGGUGAUUUAAUUCUUGGUUUCGAUCUAAGUACAGCAAAUUUAAAUGAACCAAAUUGGGAACUAUAUGAACAAUCACAUCAAGAUAAAAUACCGGAUGUUAUUAUUGUUAAAAAAUAUUAUGGUGAUCGUAAUGAACGUAAAAGACGUCGUCGUUGGCGUUUAAGAAAAUUUCUAAACGAUGCUGAAACUGCUAGCCAAAUAAGUUCGAAUAAUAAUAAUCGUAUGGAUGAUGAUUAUAUUGAAUUUAUGGAAGAUCUUGAAGAAGAUGAUAUUAUAAGACGUCAUAUUAAUAUUUAUAAAGAUAAACGUAAAAUUGAUUCGGAAAUGGCAGUUGAAAAUGAUGAUGAUGUUCCGGAAAUUUCUUUACAAGAAAUGUUAGAUGAUUUAAAUAUUGGUGAUUGAAAGAAAUUAUAUGUUUAUUUUAUAUGUUGCUUUAAAUCGAUAAUCAAUAAAUUUUAUUAUUAUUAUUUUGAUUGA
This is a messenger RNA of Dermatophagoides pteronyssinus (European house dust mite), 1697 nucleotides long. RefSeq names its product 60S ribosomal export protein NMD3 (gene Nmd3). Lineage: Eukaryota; Metazoa; Arthropoda; Arachnida; Sarcoptiformes; Pyroglyphidae. Gene Ontology annotation, cellular component: nucleus; cytoplasm. Gene Ontology annotation, biological process: ribosomal large subunit export from nucleus. Gene Ontology annotation, molecular function: ribosomal large subunit binding. The record is from RefSeq and is a predicted model, not a curated record.